CCGCAUAAACGCAGCCUUCACUUCACACACUUCCCUCUCUCUAUCCGCUGCAGCAAGAAAAAGAAUCUGUUCUUCCAGAGUCCGCCGAAAUGCAUUUCUGGAGAAGCAAAUCCGAUGGCCACAGCAACAAACCGAAAGAUAAUUAUGGUAACUUCGAUAGCGAUGAAGAAGGAAAAGGCCACUCUCCGACGCCAUUCUUGAAGGGGGGCAAGCAUUUCGACAUCCAAGCAUACGCAAGCAACUACCACCGCAGUACCAAAAUCCUCCGCCUCAUAUUCAUCGCCGAUCGCUUCGGCAACGCCAAUGAAAGGCGGCGGAGAAUGCAACUGGAGGCACUCCGAAUCGCGUACGAUAUAGCCAAAAAGGGCAACGACGUGAAUGUGUUCAUCAAAAUCGUGCGAAAAAUUGACGGGAGAUUGGGCCCUAAUUACGACAUGGAUGAAAAUUGGUGCAACUCGGUGAUUGAGGGGAGGCGUGUGAUGAGCGAAAUGCUACAGAGAUGCGCGAAGAAUUGUGAGAAAUCUUACACGGAAAGAACCAUAUGUGCGGAGGACGCAAGAAACGUGUUCAAUUCGAUAGCAGUUUUCUACGAGGACCACGGCGCUCUUACGAGGGCUUAUGCGUUUUACAAGAAGAGCGUACAUUUCUGCAGGAGCGAUAAGAAUUACUCAGAAUUGCUAAGGCGUUUGAUUGUGGUGGUGAUUGAGUUGGGGCAGUUUGAAGCUUCUGGGGAGAUUGCUGAAAAAGGAAUGCAAUAUCCAAAUCUUAAUCCUAUUACAAUGGAGACUCUGCGCUGUGCUCUGGGACUGGCUCGCUUCAAGGCACAUUGCUAUAAAGACGCUGCUCAUCAGCUCUUGGGAGUAAGUAAAGAAUUGGGAAACCGAUUUUCAAAAGUCAUGGCUGCUCAUGAUAUUGCUACCUUUGGCGCCCUAUGUGCACUCGCAACUUUUGAUCCAAUAGAGUUCAAGACUUCAGUUAUAGAUAAUCAGAACUUUCAUUUCUACUUGGAUUCUGCUCUGGAAGUCAAGGAGCUCGUCAGGGAUUUUUACUUGAGGCGUUAUUGUUCGUGCUUCAGACACCUUGAUAACUUGAGAGAAUGGCUGUUGGCUGACAUAUAUUUCUUCAAUCACUACGAGACACUGUAUAAUAAAAUCAGAAACAGAGCACUUAUUGUCUACACCGAGCCCUUUGUGGCAGUUGGUUUGCAGAGAGUGGCUGUUGUUUUUGGUACAAACAUUGAAGCUAUUGAGAAGCAGCUCCUGGCUUUAAUAAACACAAACCAAAUUCAGGCCGAUGUUGACUCCAUCAAUAAAGUUGUACAUUUCCCAAGACAUGAAGGAAAUGGAAGUUUCCCACAGGGUUUGCAGAGUAGCGUGGCUGAAUUUGAUCAGUAUAUCAUAAACUAG
This is a messenger RNA of Cucurbita moschata (crookneck pumpkin), 1406 nucleotides long. RefSeq names its product COP9 signalosome complex subunit 1-like. NCBI's taxonomy places the organism in Eukaryota, Viridiplantae, Streptophyta, Magnoliopsida, Cucurbitales, Cucurbitaceae. Bases 90 to 1406 code for a protein of 438 amino acids. Gene Ontology annotation, cellular component: COP9 signalosome. The transcript has 7 exons. The record is from RefSeq and is a predicted model, not a curated record.